GAACUUUGAGAAAAGACACGUUUUUAGUAGGUACGGUACGUCAGGGUUGAGUGUGCAACACUUAGUCCUAGUUGCAGAAAAUAUAUGGAUCCAGAAAACAAUCCAUCAUCUAAUCAUGUACAAGAUAUCAUAGAUCUGAUCAAACAAUCUAAUGAUAAUUUUAAAUCAUUUAAAUUAAUACGUGAAAAAUUUUCAAAUUCAAUAUCUACUACUGAAUUUAAUGAUUUCUUAUCAAUAUUAACUAAUCAUCUAAAUGAAUUAACAUCAAAUCAUGUCAAGAAAUUACUCUUAGAUAAUAUUAAUACAUUAAAUUGGUUUACUUAUAAUCAUAAUUCAGUAGUAUAUCUAAAUAUAAUAAAUUUAUAUAUAACAAGUUUAACAUAUUAUCCAAAUUUAUUAUAUGAUAUUUGUGAAUUUUAUAUUAAUCAAAUAUUUUAUUUAAAAGAUUUUAUAAAUGAACAAUUGAAGAUUGAAAAUUUAAAUCAAUUUAUUGAUUUUUCAAUCGAUUUUUUCAUAUCUUUAUGCCAAAUGAUACCCCAAUCAAUAUCGAUCAUUAUUGAUUUAUUGAUUAAACGAUUUCCGAAUUGGCGUAAAUCAAUAAAAGAAUUAAUUUGGGCAACUUAUCAACUAUUAUAUCUAUUAUCUAAUCAAAAAUCAUCAAAAUUAUUAACACAUACUCAUAAAUGUGAUAUUCUAUCUAUACUGUUUCGUGUAAUUAUUGAUUUAGAAUUAAAUCCUGAUGGAAUACAAUGUGAGAAUUUAUUAGUAUUAUUUGAUAAUACUACUACUAGUAGUAGUACUACUACUUCUGAUACUACUAAUAUAAAUUUAUUAUUUCAUCAAUUUGAUCCAAUGAUGUUAAAAACCAAUUUGAUUCUUUUCUUUCAUACUAUUGAACAGUUAAUCAUUCAUGAUAAAAAUUGGUUAAAACUUGAACUGAUUUGUUGGUUACUAAUAACACAUAUAAGUAGUAUAUGUACAGAAAUGAAUAAAAAUUCAUCUAUAGAACUGAAUUGGAAUUUAUUAUGUACCAUAUUUCGUCGUGUACGUGAUUUAUUUUCUGAGCAUAUUCUACCGGUAAAUGUUACUAUGGUAGCUUUCCCUAUGAUUUGUUUUUAUAUAUGUAGUUUACGUGGUGGAUUAGUAAUCAAUUUUAUUGAUUUUUUAUGGAAUAUUAUUAAAGAUCAUUGUCGUGAUCAAGGAAGUCGUCUUAUGGCAUUAUCUUACCUUUGUUUUUUAUUAGUUAAUGGGAAAUUUUGUUUUAUUGAUCUGAUUAUCGAAAUGAUGCAUGAUAUGUCUACAUGGUGUAUUGAUUAUGCCUAUCGUCAUCGUGGAGUUCUUAUGACCGCUUCGAAUUCGACGACUUCUUUAUCAGAUAAUAAAUUAUAUUAUGCUAUAUGUAAUGUUUUAAUUUAUAUAUUUGUACAAUUACAUUCAGAAUUAUUAGAUGAUGAACACUUUCAAAGUUGUAAUCGCUUGCCUAUAGCACAAAUUAGUAUAUCACCAUUUAAACCAUUAGUACAUAUACCAAAGGAAUUACGUCAACUAUUUUUUCGUAUUAUAUCUACUUAUCAUUUAAGUUGGUCUAUGCUUGGUUUAAUACAAUCUAUUCAUGAACAAGAUCAUUUGAAUAAUGAAAUUCCAUUGACUAUAGAAAUGAUUCAAUCAAUGAUACCAAGUCAAAUGAUUCAUAUACCAAAGAAUCAAUGUUUAUUAUCACUUUCAUCACCAAUUAUAAAUUGUUUAUUUCGUAAUAUUCAUUUAGGGAAACGUUUUAUGAAUCAGCAAGUUGAUAACUCGGAAGAUCAUUCGAAGUCUAUUUCAGUUCCAUUAACAUCAUCGUCUCGUAGAAAACGUAAAGCAGAAUCAGAUAAUGAAGAAAGUAUGACUAAUGAAUCGAUCAAAAAGGCUACUCAAGAAUCAGAAUAGAUAAUUUGCAGUAUUUUUGGAAUAAACUUGUAUAUAUUUUGAAUCUUUGCUAUUUUUCUAUUACUUAUUUUAUUGGUUGUACAUAUUUGGUAGCUAUUUUUGGAAUUCUAAUAAAUUUUUCUAUGG
This is a messenger RNA of Schistosoma rodhaini, 2055 nucleotides long. Lineage: Eukaryota; Metazoa; Platyhelminthes; Trematoda; Strigeidida; Schistosomatidae. The record is from the annotation of a GenBank genome assembly.